Danio rerio (zebrafish) is the source of this 2337-nucleotide messenger RNA. It is a transcript of the gene lmbrd1, whose product is annotated as LMBR1 domain containing 1. Lineage: Eukaryota; Metazoa; Chordata; Actinopteri; Cypriniformes; Danionidae. Gene Ontology annotation, cellular component: lysosomal membrane; plasma membrane; endoplasmic reticulum membrane. The record is from RefSeq and is marked provisional.
CCAGACCUGCGUGCCCGUGACGUUCCCUGUCACAUGGCGCGUGCGUCAGCUGUGUUGCAGGAAGUGAAGCAGUCAUGGCGACUCCUGUAGCGUUACUUUCUGAAUCUGUGCUCGGAUGGUCGAUUUUCACUGUCGUUUUACUGGUCAUCUUGGCCUUCUGCUGGGUUUAUAUUCGAAAGUAUCAGAGUCGACAGGAGAGCGAGGUUAUCUCUACUAUCACGGCGAUAUGUGCUCUGGCUAUUGCACUCAUCACAUCAGCUCUUCUUCCGGUGGAUAUCUUCCUAGUGUCCUUCAUGAAGCACCCCAAUGGCACUUACAAGGAAUGGGCAGCAAAUAAUGAAACCAGGGUGCAGAUUGAAGACACAGUUUUGUAUGGCUACUACACUCUGUACUCCAUCAUUCUGUUCUGCGUCUUCCUCUGGAUCCCCUUUGUCUAUUUCUACUACGAGGAGAAAGAUGAAGACAACAACAACAAGUGCUUGCAAGUGAAAAAUGCACUGAAGUACACAAUAGGAUUUGUGAUUGUGUGUUCCGCGCUGCUUUUGAUUGGAACGUUUGUUCCUUUGGCAUCUCCACCCAACCAGAACUCCACUCAAUGGCAGAAGGUGCAGUAUCUGUUUGAAGAGCUGGGCAGCAGCCAUGGCCUGGCCGCCCUGUCGUUCUCCAUCAGCUCGCUCACCUUGAUUGGCAUGCUGGCAGUGAUCACAUACACGGCAUACGGGAUGUCCGUGCUGCCGCUGAACCUGAUUAAAGGCACACGCAGCGUCCUGUAUGAGCGGCUGGAGAACACAGAAGACACGGAGGAGGUGGAGCACCAGAUAGACAAGCUCAAAGCCAAGUGUGCUGAUGGUCGUCCACUGUCUAUGAGAGACCGGAGGAACCUCCAGGAUCUUGAAGACAAGCUGCAGUUGCUGCAUCGACGUGGACGUCACCUGGAGAUCGCAGAGAGAAACUGCUGCAACAAAGUGGGCUCUGCUCUCCGUCCCAUGAAGAUCUUGCUCGGAGUCUUCUUCAUCCUGGUGGCCCUUUUGUUCUUCGUGACCUUGUUUAUUUCCAAUCUGGAUAAAGCUUUACAUUCAGCUGGUAUCAGCACUGGAUUUAUCAUCUUUGGGACCAACUUAACCAACCCUCUUAAUGAGCUGCUGCUGGCACUGCAACCGGUUUUCCCAUUGGAUUACGUUCUCAUCACCGUCAUCACAAUGUACUUUGUCUUCACCUCAAUGGCUGGGAUCCGUAAUAUGGGGAUUUGGUUCUUCUGGAUAAGGCUGUAUAAAAUCAGGCCUCAGAGAACUCGACCACAGGCCCUGCUCUUUCUCUGCAUGAUCCUCCUCCUCAUCGUCCUCCACACCAGCUACAUGAUCUACAGUCUGGCCCCGCAAUACGUCAUGUACGGCAGCCAGAAAUACCUGCUGCAGACCCCGUUACCCACAGCAGUCCCUUCACAAAGCAAUCGCUCUGCUACCAUCACCAAGAUAUGUGAUGCAGAUGCUCCUGAAGACCAGUGCACGGUAACCAGAUCAUACCUGUUCCUGCACAAGUUUUGGUUUUUCAGCACCAUCUACUAUUUUGGCAACUGGGCUUUUCUUGGUGUGUUUCUCAUCGGUUUGGUUGUGUCGUGCUGUAAAGGCAAGAAGUCUGUGAUUGAAGGGGAAGUUGAUGCAGACGAUUCGGAUUUCAGUGAUGAUGAAUAUGUCCAUUAACCUCUGCUGUGGUAUGAAAUAAACACCUGAUUUUACUAGGUCUGGUUAGCAGUUAGAGCUGGAGUAUAUCAAUUGUAAAACAGUUUUUCACCUUCUCAAAACUCGUCCUUGAUUCGUCGUUCAGAGAGAGUAUUAUUAUUAUUAACAUUCUUUAAGACUUAAGUGAAUGUGUUAUGAUGCCAAAUAGAUUUUGUGUCUUUAGAGGCAUUGUUGUGUUUAAUUAGUUAGUAAUCUGAUAUGUUAACCCGUUUCUAAUACCAACUGAGGGUUUAUAUGCAUGUCAUGUUGCAUUUUUGUCUGAAAUAAUUCAACACAAAAGACCAAAUUUGUUUUCAGAUAAGGUUUAAAGUUACAGAUAUUUUUGUUGACAGAAAUAAAAAGGGUUGAGAUCUUUAUGCUGAAUUAUUUAUUGAAGCUUUUUAUAAUUGCUGUGCACAUCUGUCUUUUUGUUGUCUAGGAAUAAUACUGCUGUGUGCUUUCUUAAACGUUUCUGAUCUCUGAAUUAUUAUUGCCAUAAUGUCGAAUUACUGUCACGCGUGUUGAUUUCUUUCACAGACUUUUAUUUUGGAAUUUUUGGAUUGUACUUGCAAUGAUUGACUGAUGCAAAAUGAUGUAAAAUAUACAGUGUUUGCUUGUU